AUGGAUGGUCCGCCCAUGGACAUUCAGUUGGACCCAGGUGCAGAACCCAGCUGCGUCCGCACUGCUCGCACCAUACCGUUUGCCUACCGGGAUCAGAUAAAGUCCCAACUGGACAGUAUGGUCGAUGAUCGCAUUAUCGAGCCAGUCACAGAACCCUCUGCGUGGUGCCAUCCAAUCGUUCUCGUUGAGAAGAAGGGCACUACUGAGAUGCGACUGACUGUGGACCUUCGAAAGCUGAAUGAUCAGGUACGCAGACCCACCCAUCCUGCUCGUACACCACAUGACGCAGUGGCAGCCAUCGGCAAAGCCCGCUACUUCACGAAGCUCGACGCCCGACAUGGCUAUUGGCAAGUCCCUCUGUCCGACGAUGCCAAGCCGCUCACCACCUUUAUCACACCGUGGGGGCGGUACCAGUUUCUUCGCAACCCGCAGGGCCUUGUCUCGGCUGGUGACGUAUUCAACUCCCGUACCGACGCAGCGUUUGAUCGCCUCACCAACUUCGUAAAAGUGGUUGACGAUGGUCUUGUGUACGAUACGAAAGUGACGACUCAUUUCACCCACGUUCGUGACGCUCUGCUCCGCGCCCGUCAGCACGGCAUUACCCCGAGCGCCAAGAAAUUCGUCUUCGGCGUCCCAGAAGUCGACUACUGUGGCUACCAUAUCAACACGGAUGGUUACACCGUUGACAGUGACAAGACGGCAGCCAUCACUGAUUUCCCAGUACCCGUUAAUCGCACUGACGUCCGCUCAUUCUUCGGGCUAAUCAACCAGUGUAGUGAUUUCUCGCCCCGUAUCGCACAGCUCAGCGACCCGCUUCGCCCGUUGCUGAAGUCCACGAAUGUGUUCCUGUGGGAGUCGGCACACACUGACGCGUUUAACGCCGUCAAAGCUGCCCUGGCUUCUCCCCCGAUAUUGUCGUUCUUUCAGCCUGGCCGACCGCUUCGGUUAGAAACUGAUGCGUCCGUGAAGAACGGACUUGGUUAUGUUUUGUGGCAGCAGCAGGGCGACACCUGGUGCAUACUCCAAUGUGGAAGCCGGUUCCUCUCUGAUGCUGAGACGAGAUACGCCGUCAUUGAGCUUGAAUGCCUUGCGGUUACCUGGGCAGUACGCAAGUGUUCGAUCUAUCUCUCCGGUGCUCGGUUCGAAGUUAUUACCGACCACCGCCCGCUCAUCCCUAUUCUGAACUCCUACUACUUGGAUCAGAUAGAGAAUCCCCGGCUACAGCGGCUCGUCCUGAAACUUCGGCCCUAUCAGCUACACGCAACCUGGCGGAAAGGCACGGAUCAUGCUUUCCCUGACGCUCUGUCCCGCCAUCCAGUCAGCGACCCCUGCCCUGACGAUGAACUGGGUGAGAGUACUGCCUCUCAGGGCGCUGCUAUCCGUGCGUGCACGCUUGAUACGUCUGGUGGCCUGAAGUACCACGCGCUCCGCUCCGCCGCCCAGGCCGACGCUGACUACCAGUGCCUAGUUCAGUUCAUCGUGUCUGGUUUCCCUGCUAAGAGGUCCCUCAUGCCUGAGUCACUCCAGCCGUACUGGAAUGGUCACGAGCACCUCUCUAUUGACAGUGGUUUAGUGAUGAAAGGACCCCGUCUCUUGAUUCCCGUCGCUCUCCGGCAGCGUGUCUUGUCUGAUCUGCACGCAUCCCAUCAAGGAUUGACGCGCACGAAGUCCCGUGCCCGGCAGAUUGUAUUCUGGCCACGAUUGUCAGCCGACAUCGAGCAUGUUGUCCGCAGUUGUGACAAGUGCCGCCUGCACAGCGCCUCACAAUCGAAGGAGCCACUCCGUGUGGACGAUCGUGCUCCAGAUCUGCCAUUCCAGCAUUGCAGCGCCAACCUGUUUGAGUGUGAAGGCCUGCAGUAUCUGGUGUAUGUGGACCGACUAACCAGCUGGCCCUGCGUUGCCAAGCUCGGACGCACUGCCUCCUCUGCAGACGUCAUUUGGUCUCUUCGCCGCUGGUUUCCUGACAUUGGUGUCCCCGAGGUACUUACCAGUGAUGGUGGCCCUCAGUUCCAGUCCCAUGUGUUCGCUAAGUUCUGUGAUACCUGGCACAUCCGUCAUGCUAAAUCCUCUCCCCAUUAUCCGCAGUCGAAUGGACUUGCCGAGAAUGCCGUGAAAGCCAUGAAGUCGCUAAUUCACAAGACCAAUAAUAAUGGCGACCUCGACGUGGAUUCCUUUCAACGUGCGUUGCUUGAGUGGAGGAAUACCCCGAACGCCACUGGUCAGAGUCCAGCCCAAGCUCUCUACGGCCGGCCUCUGUCGUCUUUUGUGUUUGCCCACCAUUCCAGCUUUGCUCCUGCAUGGCAAACACACGCUAAUGAAGUUGACCAGCGCUUAUCACACUACCUGGAGUCGACUCAGCAGCAUUACAACCGCUCUGCUCGGUCCCUUCCUCGUCUGUCUCUUGGAGCACAUGUCGACAUCCAGCAUCCCCGGACCAAGUUGUGGUCAGCUCAUGGCUCAAUCGUAGCCAUUGGUCAGCACCGGGACUACUUGGUGAAACUUCCAAGCGGCCGCAUCUAUUGGCGCAACCGCCGUUUCCUCCGACCAAGAGUCUCUCCUACACCCCCGCCAGCGGCAGCCGUCCCUACUGUUUAUGCUCCAGACGCUGCACAAGGCCAGACACCAGUUGCCUCUAUUGCCCCUGGUGUACAUGCCCCAGCACAGCCUGCACCACGCCGCAGUCAUCGCCAUCGGCAGCAGAAUGUCCCGUUUAAUAUACAUGGGGUUGAUGGCCAGUGCAAGCAGACGGUUGGCGUCGAGGGAAGAAAGUGUGGAGAGUUCUAUGCCCCAGACGCUGUGCAUGUAACAGAUGAUGAACGAGUGAUCAUUGCUGAUACUGGUAACCACCGACUACAGAUCACUGACCAAAACUUCUCAGAGUUCAGCACUAUAGGAAUACGUGGAAUAGAAAUUGGCGAGUUCCAUGAGCCAAUUGGUGUUGUCCUAGUCAACCACAGUGUACUGGGCCCGUGCUUUGCUGUGGCAGAUAACUACAAUCAUCGGAUUCAGGUGAUGACCGUCGAUGGAGAGUAUAUCACUUCGUUCGGGUCUCAGGGCAGCGCUUUUGGGCAGCUGUGCCAACAGCAUGAUGUCACUACAGAUGCCUACGGCAAUGUUCUAGUCGUAGAUCAUGGCAAUGGACGUGUUAUGUAUCGUCAUCGACAUGCAUGA
Molecule: messenger RNA, 3171 nt
Organism: Sycon ciliatum
Lineage: Eukaryota; Metazoa; Porifera; Calcarea; Leucosolenida; Sycettidae
Exons: 5
Coding region: 1-3171 (1056 amino acids)
Biological process (GO): DNA integration
Molecular function (GO): protein binding; nucleic acid binding
Source: RefSeq, a predicted model, not a curated record